AUGCCAGCUGCAUCCACGCCCGCCCGGAAGCGAGCCAAGCUCGCUGACGCAUCACUUCCUGCUGAAGCAGAAGCCUCGGGCUCCGAAAGCCCCGCGCCUCGCAGCCGGCGAAGGGCGGCAGCACAGGCGCUCGCAGGCAUCCAUGCUGCAUCCACUGCGCCGAAUCAAGACGAUGCAACCGACGAAAGCGCAUCGCCCCGACCUGCGACGCCCGUUAAGACGCCGAGCAGUGCAAGACGGAAGGGCAAAGCGAAAGCGAAAGCAGACGACGACUACGACGACGAUGCUUCGCCUCGAGUUGCGACGCCUGCCAAGACGCCGCGCAAGGGCAAAGGGAAAGCGGCAGAAGACGACUAUGACGACUAUGACGACUCUGCCGACGAUGCGGCCGAGGCGGGCGGCAAAGACCCGGACCUGGAGAUCUACAGCCAGCACGGCGCGCUGAGCACAUUGCUGCGGGCGCAGCUCAAGACGAACCGCGCGCGCUCGCUGCGUCCGCUCUGGAUGCAAGGUGUGUACCAGCCGUCGUUUCUCGGUGUACCUCCUUCGGACCUCUCGUCGUCCGUGCACGACAACGACGGCGAUGCACAGCCAGAAGAAGUGCGCAGCCGCGAGGAUGCGUUGCCGUGGCCUCGCGACGGGCUGGUCAGGACCGCGCUCGACCCGCUCGCGUACCCGGUGAUCAAGAAGAGCCUCAUGAGCUUCUGGACGAGCCAGCCAGGCUGGGUGCCGCGCGAAGGCAUCUAUGACUGGGGCUGGUACCCGGGCAAGGCGGUCGGAUAUGCGCAGAGCCAGGAGAGGGCCGAGUGGGCCGCACGCGCGCGCGAGCAGCUCCGACGCGGUGCUGGCACUACGAAUGAGGUGAAGCUGGGCGAACGCGCAGGCUGGCCAUUCGUUCAGCCGUGGCUGGAUGUGCAGCGAGAGGUGCUGUCCGACGAGGCGGCGGCGCGGUUUGUUCGCGAUACGCACACGCCGCAGCGCGCACCACUGCACCACCCUACGACGGUCAUGAAGCUCACGGUGCCCGAGCUGAGCAUGCGCACGCGCCUCAAGCAGCCGCCCAAGGUCAAAACCGAAGCUCCGGAUGAUGACGACGACGACGUCGAAGAAGGAUCCGCGCUCGAUGCGAACCAGCAGCCGGUCGACGUGGCCGACGCGAAGUUCAGCGGGAUCGCCAAUCUGGGCUUCAAAGAGGCGGGGCCGGUGUGCGGCGAGGUGCUCGAGGUGUGCAUGGGUGCAUCGGGGCGCGAGACACCCGUGCGCAUCGCGCGCGGUACUGCACACAGGCUCGAUGCGCUCGGCGUGGUGCCUGACGAGGGACACGUCCUCAACGCAGGUGGACACGUGUAUGCGCUCGCGUGGGCGCCUGUUCCCAUCCACCUCAAUUACGGACGCGAGUUCCUGGUGGUCUCCGCCUCGCCUGGUGCACCGCUCACGUACAUCGGCGACAAGCAGCCCGCAUGCGCAGCGAGUCUGCAGCUCUGGAGUGUGUCGCCCGACACCGAACACUCCAAGGGCACAGCCCGGCUCGAGAUGGUCAUUUGCCAUGAGGCCGGGGCAGCCUUUAAGCUCGCCUGGUGUCCGGUGGGGCACGACCACGCGAACGGCGCGCACGAGGGUAGGAGGCUGGGGCUGUUGGCGGGCUGUUUUGCCGACGGGAGCGUGUCGGUGUUCAGUGUGCCGCAUCCGGACAGCUUGCAGAGCGGGGCGGGGCCGGUGCAUGUGCGUGUGGAGCCGGUGGUGCGUCUGGAGCACGCGCAGCAGGCGGCUACGAGCCUGGCGUGGGCGGGAGGUGAGCUUCUUGCGCUCGGCGGUGCACGCGGGUGGAUUGGUGUGUGGAACGUUGGCCGAAUCCUGCGUUCUCCCACACCGCCCAGAACGCCGCUCAUGCCGGACUACGGCGUGCGUGCGCAUCGAUCAGCGGUGAUGGAUAUGACCUUCGUGCUGAUGCCGCCGGUGGAUGCUGAUGGGCGCGCACAGACGGAUGGGCUGCCAAUGUCGCUGUUUACCGUCGGGGCGGAUGGAUGGACUGCGCUCGUGGAUCUUUCCCGCGCAUCGGCGGUGGCACUUGAACGGUCACGCACAGUGCACUACGCAUGCGCCUGGGCGCCGUUCACGUCUUCGCUAGUACACGAGCAUGCAGACGGGUCGUUGAACCACUACAGCAUGCGGCCCGAAGAGAUGCUGCGCUCGCGACUCGUCUCCAACACUCCGGCGCGCGUCACCUCACUAGCCGCCUCCACGUUCCAUCCCGUCGUGGCGAUCGGGAGUGCACAUGGAGAAGUCAAGCUCGCCAACACCCUCCGCACGCUCAGACGCACAGUGCGCGUGCACACACCCGUGUACCAGAUGGUCCUCGACCGCUCAACAGGCAAACUGGUGGUGAGACACCAUCUUGUGCCAGAACUGGCUAAUGCCGCAGAGGCCAAGAGGUGGCAUAUCGCUCAGUGGCAUCCGUGUCUCGCCGUGACCGCGGUGCAGUGGAACCCCAACAUCGGCCGCGCAGGACUGCUCGCAUCAGGCACCGCGGUGGGCAUGGUCAAGAUCGAUUUCACAGCACCACCAAUGUGA
Molecule: messenger RNA, 2571 nt
Organism: Moesziomyces antarcticus
Lineage: Eukaryota; Fungi; Basidiomycota; Ustilaginomycetes; Ustilaginales; Ustilaginaceae
Exons: 1
Coding region: 1-2571 (856 amino acids)
Biological process (GO): transcription by RNA polymerase III
Cellular component (GO): transcription factor TFIIIC complex
Molecular function (GO): protein binding
Source: RefSeq, a predicted model, not a curated record